This is a messenger RNA of Physeter macrocephalus (sperm whale), 3818 nucleotides long. RefSeq names its product TNF receptor associated factor 5 (gene TRAF5). Lineage: Eukaryota; Metazoa; Chordata; Mammalia; Artiodactyla; Physeteridae. Gene Ontology annotation, biological process: protein K63-linked ubiquitination; positive regulation of canonical NF-kappaB signal transduction; regulation of apoptotic process. Bases 315 to 1991 code for a protein of 558 amino acids. The transcript has 13 exons. Gene Ontology annotation, molecular function: tumor necrosis factor receptor binding; zinc ion binding; thioesterase binding. The record is from RefSeq and is a predicted model, not a curated record.
UCGCGCGCCUGCAGCCGGGAGCCGGCCGAACCCCCGCCCUCCGACCCACACUUUAGAUCAUCAAAUGAAUAUAACUGUGCUUUUCCAAACUACCUUCAUGGGGCCUCACCUCCUACCCCAGCACCCAGAUGAUUUGGGCCUCCAGCUUGUUCAAGGGCAGAGUACAGCAGUGCUUUGCUACACUCCCAGGAAAAUGAGGAACCAGAGGUCUCCUGACAACUUGGAGAGAAAUCACACUUCCCUUCAAAGGAAUUAAAACCAUACCCACAUCAUUCUCCAUCCCAUGUCCAAGAAAACGCUCUUCUGCAAAAGUAAUGGCUUGUUCUGAGGAGCAAGGAGGUGUCCCCUGUGGCUUCGUCCGCCAGAAUUCUGGCCCCUCCAUGUCUUUGGACUUUGAGCCAGACGCAGAGUACCAGUUUGUGGAGCAGCUGGAAGAGCGCUACAGAUGUGCCUUCUGCCGCUCAGUGCUGCACAACCCCCACCAGACGGGCUGUGGGCACCGCUUCUGCCAGCGCUGCAUCCUGUCCCUGAGAGAAUUAAACGCAGUCCCACUCUGCCCUGUAGAUAAGGAGGUGAUCAAAUCUCAGGAGGUGUUUAAAGACAAUUGCUGCAAAAGAGAAGUCCUCAAUUUAUAUGUAUUUUGCAAAAAUGCUCCUGGAUGUAAUGCCAAGAUUAUUCUGGGACGAUACCAGGACCACCUUCAGCACUGCUUAUUCCAAGCUGUGCCAUGCUCUAAUGAGAACUGUCGGGAGCCAGUCCUUCGCAAAGAUCUGAAAGAGCAUUUGAGUGCAGACUGUCCGUUUCGAGAGGAAAAAUGCCUUUAUUGCAAAAAGGAUGUGGUAGUCAUCAAUCUACAGAAUCAUGAGGAAAACUUGUGUCCUGAGUACCCAGUAUCUUGUCCCAACAAGUGUUUGCAGAUUAUUCCAAGAACUGAGGUGGAUGAACACCUUGCUGUGUGUCCUGAAGCUGAACAAGACUGUCCUUUCAAGCACUAUGGCUGUACUGUAAAGGAUAAACGAGGAAACCUGCAGAAGCAUGAGCAUUCAGCCUUACGGGACCACAUGCUUCUGGUUUUAGAAAAGAACUUCCAGUUAGAAGAACAGAUUUCUGACUUAUAUAAGAGCCUAGAACAAAAAGAAAGUAAAAUCCAGCAGCUAGCAGAAACCGUAAAGAAAUUCGAAAAGGAGUUCAAGCAGUUUGCACAGUUGUUUGGCAAAAAUGGAACUUCCCUCUCAGAUAUACAGGUUCUUGCCAGUCACAUUGACAAGUCCGCCUGGCUAGAAGUUCAGGUGCGUCAGUUAUUACAAAUGGCUAACCAGCAACAAAGUAAAUUUGAUCUGAGGCCUUUGGUGGAAGCGAUUGAUACAGUGAAACAGAAAAUCACCCUGCUAGAAACCCAUGAUCAAAGAUUAGUUGUUUUGGAAGGGGAGACUAACAAACAUGAUGCCCACAUUAAUAUUCAUAAAGCACAGCUGAAUAAAAACGACGAGCGAUUUAAGCUGCUAGAAAGUGCCUGCUAUAACGGAAAGCUCAUCUGGAAGGUCACAGACUACAAGCUGAAGAAGAAGGAGGCGCUGGACGGACACACAGUAUCCAUCUUCAGCCAGCCCUUCUACACCAGCCGGUGUGGCUACAGGCUCUGCGCUAGAGCGUACCUGAAUGGGGAUGGGUCCGGGAAGGGGACGCACCUGUCGUUGUACUUUGUGGUGAUGCGAGGGGAGUUUGACUCACUGUUGCAGUGGCCAUUCAGGCAGAGGGUGACCCUGAUGCUUUUGGACCAAAGUGGCAAAAAGAACCACAUUAUGGAGACCUUCAAGGCUGACCCCAAUAGCAGCAGCUUUAAAAGACCCGAUGGGGAGAUGAACAUUGCCUCUGGCUGUCCACGCUUCGUGGCUCAUUCCACUUUGGAGAAUGCCAAGAACACCUACAUUAAAGAUGACACCCUGUUCUUGAAAGUGGCUGUGGAUUUAACUGACCUGGAGGAUCUCUAAUCACUGCUUCUGGGGUGAUAAAAGGACUCCUUGAAUCCAGAACCUUUGGUCAAUGUAGUGACUGAAUGUAGGCUCGACACACACUUGUAUUUGGCUCUUUGCCCUUAAUGUUUGAAGUCAUUUUGAGAUUUCUCAAGUGCUGUCUUCUUUUUACAUUUUAUUCUGUCCCAGUUUGAAACUGACAAUACUUAGAAUAUCUUCUCAUUAUUUAUAUUCUUAUAUCUCCUGAAAGAUGUUAAUUUUCUUAAAGGUAAGGUCUGGGGCAUACCUCUUUUACUGGUGCUUAGUGUGGGGUCUCAGGGUGGGCCCUCUAUAACAUUAAAUGUCAUUGAGGACACAGAAGUAGAAUUUCCAGUUGAAAAUGCUUUGGGAUUUUAUAUUUGACCUUUUGAUUCUAGACCUGACCGUAAGCCUGCAAAAACUAUCUUUUAGGGUAGGCUAUUCCAGUUAGGUAGAUGGGUAAUGUACUUCAAUCUGCCCAGUUUGGACCAGACUUUUUCUGGUUAUAUACUGUAUUUGUGGAAAUUACUACACCUUUAAUAUUUUCAUGAAGUUUACCGGUAGUCAGCAAGCACAGUUUUGCAAGGAUGCAUAAGAAGUGGUGAAUAGAGUAAGCAUUUUCAUUCUCCCUGUUGAAGUAAAGCAGAAAGCACGGCAUAGUUUAUAUAUAAGGAGAUACAGCCAUCCAGCUAAAGUUCAGAUUUUAUUAGGUUCAAGCAUGUGAAAAAACCGUUUUCAAACAAAAUGAUCAAAUAUUAUCAGUUUCGUAAGAUUCAACUUAAUAAAUAAUAUAUAUGUACAUGUACACAAAUAGUUUAAAGGUAUUUUGGUAAGAAUAGUAAAUUAAUAUGAGGAUGGGCAGAAUUUAGUAUAUGAUGGAGAAAAUGUCAAAAAUGGAUUAGAGGAAUUUAAAACCUAGGGAGAACACCAUUACAAUUUCCUAUGGGUGUUAGUACUCCCAUCCGAAACUGAUGGCUAAAAGCAGUAUCUCCUAUUCUUUUUGAGAGGAAUUUUGAAUUCAUAAAUUGAUAUGAAAUUGGGCACUUAGGUAAACUUGUGAUGUUUCUUGUCGAAGUCCUGAGUACUUUGUGAAGAACAGAAAUGAUCGUGUUCUUCUAAAUCUAUCUGUAUGGGUCUCAGAGUGUAAAUACAAGUCUACCUGAGUCCUUCUGACUCUUGAUAAGCCUGAGCUUAACAAGAAACUACCCAGUUUUCCUGAGCCCUAACUCUUGCUAUGCCACCGAGCAUGGCCGACACUCAGCUGGCUCCCUUGAGCGUGCAAGGGCAAGCUGCUCACUCGGGUGAUGACCACACACCUUAAAACUCUUGAUCAGUUGACCUCACAGAAGCUCAUGAUUUAUACCAGUGGUUUCUGGAAUAAAUGGAACUUUCUUCAUCUCUCCUGUGAAAUUUCCAAGAUACCAAAGACUCAUACUGCACAAAUCUUCCCAAAGGGUUAAAUUCAAAGACCUAGGUUCACAACAGAAAUCUGCUAAAGAACCGCCCUGAAUCUGCUGGUGAACUGGGGGACAGCUGACGGUCAGCACAUUCCCUCAGACAAACUCAGGAAGUGUUUCUCUAGACCCCAGAGCUGGACGCAGGUGGCGCUGUGUGCUUGUUUUCAAUGUUUCUCAUCAAGUCCAAAGUCAUCGUUGUGUUCCUGAGGAACAGAUCACACUGUUGUAACUAGUUUUAAGUCUUUGAUGUGAAAAACAGUUUAAAAAGUGAAUUUAUCAAAAUACUGAUUUUGUGUUUUAACCAACUUCUCUACAUAAAAAAUGUAAGUCACGGCAUGGUUUGCCUUAUGAGUUCAGAGUCCCUUCAUCA